AUCUAUAUCCCCAUACGCAACCAUCAUCAAGGGAAGCCAGGUUGAUUAUCGUUUCAGAUUCUUUUUUUCUGGCAGAGGCUAUCAGGCAUGGGAAUACGAGGAUAUGAUUAUAUGAUCAUAUGAUCAUAUGCUAUCCAACAUUCCUUUUCAUCGGUAAUGCAUAAACCGUUUCAAUAAUUCUCGAAGCAAAGAGAAACCUGAACGCGCAAGCAGGUGGUGAAGGUUUUCUCCAUCAUUGAAAGGUUUCCUCGUUUACUCCCCAUUUUCACCUUUUUCCUUGGAUUUUUUUUCUUUGAAUUUCAAUCCAUCUAUAUUUAUGAUUCAUUCUUCUGCUGUUUCGUUUAAUUGAAGACAACAGUUUUCCUUGUUGUAAGUUUGCAGUUUAUUCAUUCAAAUGGAUGUGAGACAAGAAAAAUGGUCAGAAUUAACGAUCUCUAGUGCACAAAACUUGUGAAAGAUAUAAAGCAACCCAAUCAAGAUUUCUCUAGAUUCUGCAUCUUUGCAACCCUCCAUUAGUUUCCUCAAGAGACAAAAUGCUUAAUUGUUAAGAAUGGCAGACAAUACCAUGCUGGGGAAUGGAAUUGUUGGAAUUCUUUCGGAGUCUUCUAAUAAGUGGGAAAGAAGGGUGCCUUUAACUCCUUCGCAUUGUGCUCGACUCCUGCGCAGUGGCAGGGGUAAAACAGGGGUGGCUCGCAUAAUCGUGCAGCCAUCCACAAAGCGUAUUCACCAUGAUGCAUUAUAUGAGGAAGUUGGCUGUGAAAUAUCAGAAGACUUGUCAGAAUGUGGUCUCAUCUUGGGUGUCAAACAACCAAAGUUAGAGAUGAUUUUUCCCCAUAGAGCUUAUGCCUUUUUCUCCCACACUCACAAGGCACAGAAAGAGAACAUGCCUUUGCUAGAUAAGAUUCUAGAGGCGAGGGCUUCUUUGUACGAUUACGAGCUUAUUGUUGGAGAUCAUGGAAAAAGAUUACUUGCAUUUGGAAAAUAUGCUGGCAGAGCUGGACUGAUUGACUUCUUACAUGGGUUAGGAAUGCGGUAUCUAAGUCUUGGAUAUUCUACACCUUUCCUCUCACUGGGUGCAUCUUACAUGUAUUCUUCAUUGGCUGCUGCCAAAGCUGCAGUUAUUUCAGUGGGUGAAGAGAUAGCUGCUCAUGGACUGCCACCAGGAAUCUGUCCUCUUGUUUUUGUAUUCACUGGUUCAGGAAAUGUUUCUCUUGGAGCACAAGAGAUAUUUAAGCUACUUCCUCACACUUUUGUGGAUCCAAGCAGACUUCCUGAGCUAUUUGGUAAGGCCAAGGAUCCUACUCAAUCAGCACGGACAUCAAAGAGAGUCUUCCAAGUAUAUGGUUGUGUUACGACUUCUCAGCACAUGGUUCAACACAAAGAUCCUACAAAAGAAUUUGAUAAAGCUGACUACUAUGCACAUCCAGAAAACUACAGCCCCAUCUUCCAUGAGAAGAUAGCUCCCUAUGCAUCUGUUAUUGUCAAUUGCAUGUAUUGGGAGAAAAGAUUCCCUCCAUUGUUGACUGCGCAGCAGCUUCAAGAUUUAAUGAGGAAGGGAUGCCCACUUCUCGGAAUUUCAGAUAUAACUUGUGAUAUAGGAGGCUCACUGGAGUUUGUUAAUCAAACCACAUCAAUUGACUCACCUUUUUUCAGAUACGAUCCCUUCAAUGAUUCUUACCACCAUGACAUGGAGGGUAAAGGUGUGAUAUGUGCAUCUGUGGACAUUCUUCCCACAGAGUUUGCAAAAGAGGCUUCCAAACAUUUUGGAGAUAUUUUAUCUGAAUUUAUUGGAAGUUUGGCAUCUACUACAGACAUUACAGAAUUACCUGCACACUUAAGGAGAGCUUGUAUAGCCCACGGAGGAGCUGUUACCACCUUGUUUGAAUAUAUUCCUCGUAUGCGGAACUCUGAUUCAGAAAAAUUACCAGAAACUCUUGCAAAUUGCCACUCAAAUAAGAAGUAUAAUAUAUUGGUGUCUCUGAGUGGUCAUUUGUUUGAUCAGUUUCUGAUAAAUGAAGCUUUGGAUAUUAUUGAAGCAGCCGGUGGUUCCUUUCACUUAGUUAAGUGUCAAGUGGGUCAAAGUGCAAAUGCUAUGUCAUAUUCAGAACUUGAAGUUGGUGCAGAUGAUAAUGCAGUUCUACAUCAAAUAAUUGAUUCUUUAAUGUCUCUUGCCAAUCCAAGUGAAAAUGAUGGAUUUCUAAGCAAAGAAACAAAUAAGAUUUCAUUGAAGGUUGGUAAAGUCCUGGAGAGAGGAAACAUGAUGGAAUUAGAUGAUAAAGAGAAACCUGGGGUGCUGAUUCUUGGAGCUGGCCGGGUCUGUCAACCAGUUGCUGAAGUUUUGACCACAGCUGGAAGUGUCUCUUCUCGUCAAUUGUUUAAAAUGUGCCAGGAAUCUGAUUUUGAAGGGCAGAGUGAUAUUCAAGUUAUUGUUGCUUCUCUCUACCUAAAGGAUGCAGAAGAGAUUAUUGAGGGUCUUCCAAAUGCAACUGCUAUUCAGCUUGAUGUGAUGGAUCAUGAAAAUCUUCACAAGUAUAUUUCACAGGUUGAGGUUGUUAUUAGUCUGCUGCCUGCUAGUUGCCAUUUUAUUGUAGCAAAUGCUUGUAUUGAGCUCAAAAAGCAUCUAGUCACUGCUAGCUAUAUUGAUGAUUCCAUGUCAAAGCUAGAUGAAAGGGCAAAAGGUGCUGGUAUUACAAUUCUUGGUGAGAUGGGCUUGGACCCUGGAAUAGAUCACAUGAUGGCAAUGAUGAUGAUCGACCAGGCACAUGUCCAAGGAGGGAAAAUAAGGUCUUUCAUUUCUUACUGUGGGGGACUUCCAUCCCCUGAAGCUGCAAACAACCCAUUAGCAUACAAAUUCAGUUGGAACCCUGCAGGAGCUAUCCGAAGUGGGCGAAAUCCUGCUACCUACAGAUCUCAUGGGGAAACGGUAUCUAUUAAUGGAGAGAGUCUUUAUGACUCAGCUGUGAGUUUCCGGAUACCUGAUCUUCCAGCUUUUGCAUUGGAAAUUCUUCCAAAUCGUAAUUCUUUGGUUUAUGGAGACUUGUAUGGAAUUGACCAUGAAGCAUCUACCAUCUUUCGUGGAACCCUCCGUUAUGAAGGUUUUGCUGAGAUAAUGGGGACACUGGCAAGAAUUGGUUUCUUUGAUACUGAAGCCCAUCCGAUCCUUACACUCACAAAGAGACCGACAUUUGGAGCAUUCCUGCUUGAACUUCUUAAAAUUAAAAGUGAAGACUUUGAUGGAACUAUGACUGCAGAGGACAUCAAAGAAAGGAUUCUUGCACUUGGACUUUGCAAAGUGCAAGUAACGGCAUUGAAGACUGCCAAAACCAUCUUAUAUUUGGGAUUUCACGAGCAGACAGAAAUCCCUGUAUCAUGCCGAAGUGCAUUUGAUGUUGCCUGUCUCCGCAUGGAAGAAAGGUUAGCCUACUCUAGUGAAGAACAGGACAUGGUGCUUUUGCAUCAUGAAGUGGAGGUAGAGUUUCCAGAUGGCCGGCCUGUUGAGAAGCAUCGAGCCACCUUAUUGGAAUUCGGGAAGACUAAAAAUGGCAAAACAACCACUGCCAUGGCUUUCACUGUAGGAAUUCCAGCAGCAAUCGGUGCUCUGCUCAUACUUGAAAAGAAGAUCAAAACAAGAGGGGUUUUAAGGCCGAUUGAACCUCAAGUAUAUGUGCCAGGUAAUCACAAAUUCACAAUUCAUUCAUUUAGUUUUCUGGAGUUAGUGUUGAUACUGCUAUUUUUGUGUGGUUUUGCAGCCCUUGAUAUUUUACAAGCAUAUGGUUUGAAGCUGCUGGAGAAGACUGAAUGACCUGGAUUGUUCUGUUCGAUACCUAAGUAAUAAUGGGUCUCCUACUGGAAAUGACCUCAUGAAUAAACAGGUUUCUCUUGGGAACAGUGUUAGUGAUCACAAAAUUGCAUUAUCUGAUUACACAACUGCAGUGUUCAUAUGAUCAUCUCCAUAGAUUAAAAUUUAUUCCUAUUUAUGUAAUAAAAAGAUCCGUAGAAUUAUAAUUAUGUGCAGUGGAGAAAUAUUAAAGUUAUUCUAAACC
Messenger RNA from Vitis vinifera (wine grape), 4043 nucleotides. RefSeq names its product alpha-aminoadipic semialdehyde synthase. The transcript is spliced from 25 exons. Gene Ontology annotation, molecular function: saccharopine dehydrogenase activity. The coding region runs from base 551 to 3802 and encodes 1083 amino acids. The record is from RefSeq and is a predicted model, not a curated record. Gene Ontology annotation, cellular component: cytoplasm. Lineage: Eukaryota; Viridiplantae; Streptophyta; Magnoliopsida; Vitales; Vitaceae.